UUGUUUCAUUGUUUUCUUUUCUACGGAAUAGGUAUGGACAAAACACCUUCUCUUUCGUCCCAAUCGCAUUUUGGGCAUAUUAUCCCACCUGCUGGUGUACAACCAGGUAAAGGAGGACCUUCUAACUACCAUCCAGUUAGUUCAUCUCUUCUUCAAUCUACGAAAUCUACUACACCAACCAAAGAGAGCGAAACCACUACAAAGACUGGGGAAUCCGUUCCGUCAGAGAAACCGAUUAGGGAAAAACCAGCUACUUCUAAAUCAAAGCCGACAGGAGUCACCACGGCUACUUCGGCAAAACAUGUUCCUUCUAGUCAAUCUAAUUCAUCUAUAACAACCUCUUCUAUCACCGCGGCUUCUUCAGUACCAACAACGUCAACUGUUGUGACAUCAGCUCCGAUCACCUCUUCAAACUCUUCCUUCACAACCGUGUCUACUACGACUGGGGGAAGUGCUACGCUUUCCGCUCCUUCUACGAAUGUAACCGCAUCUACUUCGAACCCAAUAGUGCUUUCUAGUGCCACCCCUUCAACCUCAUCUAUUUUAAAGGAUGAAGAUAAGAAAAAGGAAAUAUAUGGAUUUGAUGCUCCUUUCAUGUUGUUUUCCUCAACAUGGAGCUGUGCGACCGAUGCUCAGAGGCGAUUUCGGAUAGCUGUCAGUAGCUUUAUUGAAGAAUAUAGUAAUAAGAUAUCAAUAGUUCAAUUAGAUGAAGAUGCUGGAGAGUUAGUGCUACGAAGCUCGUUUGACCAUCCGUACCCAGCUACUAAACUUAUGUGGAUUCCUGAUUCUAAAGGGAAUUAUCCGGAUCUGAUUGCUACGUCAGGAGACUAUUUACGUCUUUGGAGAAUUGGAGCUGAUAACCAAGCUAAAGUGGAAACGUUGCUCAAUACUAACAGAACUGCUGAAUAUUGUGCUCCUUUAACCAGCUUUGAUUGGAACGAGUUGGACUUGAAUCUUAUAGGAACCAGUAGCAUUGACACAACAUGUACGAUCUGGCAACUUGAGACUGGGCAAGCUUUAGGCAGUGUGAGAGGUCCCGUAGACGGAUCUGUUAGAACGCAGUUGAUUGCUCAUGACAAAGAAGUUUUUGACAUUGCAUUUAGUCGUGGUAGUAAGGAUAUAUUUGGAAGUGUGGGAGCUGAUGGUAGUGUCCGAUUGUUUGAUUUAAGGCAUUUGGAACAUUCCACCAUCGUUUUUGAAUCUUCAAAACAGUCUUCGUUAUUACGUUUGGCAUGGAACCGAAAUGAUCAUAACUACAUGGCUACUUUUGCGAGUUGUAGUAACGAGGUUCUCAUCCUCGACAUGCGUGUACCCUGUACUCCUGUUGCUAGAUUAUCGAAUCAUAAGGCUGCCAUAAAUGGUGUGUCUUGGGCUCCUCAUUCCAGUAGUCACCUAUGCACUGGAGCUGAUGAUUCACAAGCACUUAUUUGGGAUGUUCAUGAAAUGCCCCGACCUGUCGAUGACCCCAUACUAGCGUAUCAAGCUGGAGGAGAAGUGAAUCAAAUCCACUGGUCAACUGCAUACCCUGAUUGGAUUUCGAUCUGCUAUGGUAAUCGGUUAGAAAUAUUGCGUGUUUAG
Molecule: messenger RNA, 1578 nt
Organism: Auanema sp. JU1783
Lineage: Eukaryota; Metazoa; Nematoda; Chromadorea; Rhabditida; Rhabditidae
Source: the annotation of a GenBank genome assembly